Daktulosphaira vitifoliae (grape phylloxera) is the source of this 559-nucleotide messenger RNA. RefSeq lists its product as uncharacterized. The transcript is spliced from 4 exons. The record is from RefSeq and is a predicted model, not a curated record. The coding region runs from base 55 to 558 and encodes 167 amino acids. NCBI's taxonomy places the organism in Eukaryota, Metazoa, Arthropoda, Insecta, Hemiptera, Phylloxeridae.
UUUAAAAUAUUAAUACUGUUAGAUACAGUAUUGAGCUUGGAAAGAACACCGCUUAUGCCAUAUUUGCCUGCUGGGAAGUACAAAUUAAAAUUCAAAGCAUUUUCUAUUUGUAAUGAAACCAUUGAUUAUCCAAUGAUAUUCAAAUACUAUUUGUCAAAAGUUUCUACGUCAAAAGUCCAAUUAAUGGGAAACAUCACAUUGAAGAUUCCAUUUGAUGACAAAUUAAUUUUUGAUAUGAACACAGCUGUAUGGUCGAAAAUUGGAGGCUGGAAGGAUAAUGCAAAUGUAUACCAAAAUAAAGGAGCGUGUUCAUCACUAAAAUUUUUUAUGGGAAAAGUGUGGAACGAAUACAUUCAGAAGCAUCAUUUUACAGAUUGUCCAAUUCAACCGGGUUUUUAUAAAAGCAGUGGUUUUGACUUAUCACUUUUGGAUCAAGCCAAUCUUCCAAAGGAAUUUUUCUACGGCACUUACAAGCAAAAAAUAUUUUUCUCAAACGAAAAGAAUGAUCAACUUGGUUGUUUUUUUGUCAUAUUCGAUUUAUUACGUCCUUGGGAGUAAA